AUGGCUGCAAAUUCUGCUCAGCCUAUGGGGAGCCUGCCCAGCGGACUGGGGAUAUGCACUACAGCCCCGGAUAUAUUUUACCUGCCUGAACUGGUGUUUGGUGGUUUGGUAUGGAUCCUGGUAGCAUCCACACAUGUGCAACCUGCAAACCCUCUGGGUUGGGUGAUGUUCGUCUCUGUCUUCUGCUUCGUCAUGACCUCCCUCUGGUUGAUCAUCUUUGCAGCGGGGGGUCACAAGAACAGCUCCGGCUGGGCUGCCGCUGACUUUGCUUACCACGGCCUGGCAGCGUUCUUCUACCUCAGUGCCGCUGUGAUCCUGGCUUACAUCACCAUCUUGUUCAGAUCACCCUCUAUCCCAUUUAGAAUCUAUCAGAUUGACAUCGCCGCUGUGGUGUUCGCCUACUUGGCCACGCUCUUCUACUUCAUACACGCCAUCCUGUCUGCCAUCAGGUGGAAAAACUUCUGA
Molecule: messenger RNA, 465 nt
Organism: Scomber japonicus (chub mackerel)
Lineage: Eukaryota; Metazoa; Chordata; Actinopteri; Scombriformes; Scombridae
Product: myelin and lymphocyte protein-like
Exons: 4
Coding region: 1-465 (154 amino acids)
Biological process (GO): myelination
Cellular component (GO): membrane
Molecular function (GO): structural constituent of myelin sheath
Source: RefSeq, a predicted model, not a curated record